AUGUUCGAGCUUAACUGUGGUAUCCGCCUUCGUGCUUUCAAGUCCCAACCUGCGGAUGAUAUUGAAAACAUACUCAGCCUUUAUAACAACAUACAAAUUUCUCCGUUCAUCUCCCCCCUUUUCGCUGUUCCUCGAGGAGACAAGUUCAAAAAGGAGUUUCAAGACCUUAUCAGCAAUGAAGCAGAAAUGUUUUGUAUCAUCGAAACCAUACCAGGUCAGCCCGCUGGCACGGAAUCCGAUAGUAAAAAGCAACCGGAGCCCGAGUUUAUUGGAUUUACCGGACUGUGGGGGUUGUUGGAACGCGGCCACAGACAUACAAACUACGCCAUCAUCAUGCAACCCAAGUUCUGCAACAAAGGGUAUGGUCAAAAAAUUACACGAUUCAUGAUCGAUCAUGCCUUUGUGCACAUGAAUAUGCACCGUAUAUCUCUUGAAGUCUACGAGGGUAACGAUCGUGCCAUCAAUGUGUACAGAAAACAGGGAUUCAUCGAAGAGGGCCGACAGCGUAAAGCGAUGUGGAUAAAUGGUGGUUGGAAGGAUGUCAUUCAUAUGGGAAUUCUUGUUGAGGAAUGGAAAGAAGGGCAAAACAGUCGUGUUGAAGCAGGACAUAUUUAA
Psilocybe cubensis is the source of this 615-nucleotide messenger RNA. RefSeq lists its product as uncharacterized. The transcript has 2 exons. Gene Ontology annotation, molecular function: acyltransferase activity, transferring groups other than amino-acyl groups. NCBI's taxonomy places the organism in Eukaryota, Fungi, Basidiomycota, Agaricomycetes, Agaricales, Agrocybaceae. Bases 1 to 615 code for a protein of 204 amino acids. The record is from RefSeq and is a predicted model, not a curated record.